GAGUUGUCGACCUUUUAUUUACAUUGGUGACAUAUAUUUUAUUCUUAAAUUUAGAGCUUAGUCGGUUUAUACAUCCAGUUUUUUUACGAAAAUUGCCGAAUAAUAUAAAGUUACAAUCAAAGACGAUUUCCUCAAAGUAAAUAGCUGAAUACGAUGAAUAAAAAACAAGAAAUAAGAGAAAAGGUUAAAGAAAUCAAACAACGUCAGCAAAACUGGAUGAAACAGAGAGCAGAAAGUCAUGGAAACAGUCCAGGCAGAGAAACUUCCAGCAUUGCUAAAUCAGCAGGGACUCAACAAAAAGUAACAACUAAAUCGCAAAGUGCUUCGUACCAUGAGAAACCAUCAGAAACUGAUACACAAUCACUGGUCAAAAACUUGAUGUCAUCAAACAAAUCAAAGGCAAAGUUUCAAAAUUGGUUGAAGGCAAAAGAGUCAGGAGGAAACAUUGAGGUGUAUGACACCCCACCCAGAGAUAUGAACCAUAACAGCAAUCUAUAUAAUAGUGAUAAAUACUCUGACAAUCUUUACAAUGACCAGCCAUACAGGGACCAUAAAGGUUCGGCCAGUGUUAAUGUAUUACGUGUUCCAAGUACAAGGUCACCAGAGUUUGCUACCCCUGAUCCCAGUUGGAAUAGUGAUGAUGAAACAGGGGAGAUUACUGCAGCACAGUUGCUAUCACCUGAUGACUUUGAUUCAAGGGCUGAUGAUAUAAUAGCAAGAGUGAAAGGUGAUCUGGCACAAACAAACAGUGAUUACAAGAGAAACUCUCAUAUAGAUUACACUUAUGAAACCUCCGUGGAUAAACCAGCUGAACAAGAAUUGUCCAGUCAUGUGUGUCCAACUUGUGAAAAACUAAUGAUGCCACCAAAUGCAAGCCCGAUGUUAUUAAUACCCUGUGGUCAUACAUUAUGUAGCACAUGCAGUAAGAAGACUAAAUUUUGUGCAAUAUGUGGCUGUGCUGUUCAGUCCAGCACGCUGAAUAUUAUGCUGCAACAAAUAAUUACCAACUUUCAUACCAAACAGACACAUAGACAGACAACUAGAAAAUCAACAGUUUCAAGUUCAGUUCAUAGAAAAAAUUACCAGGAAGAGUACCAGAAUUUGAUGACUAGGCAAGAGAUUUUGCGGGAAGAAUCUGAAAAUAUUUCCAGAAAUGUUCAGAAACUUACACGGAAACUGAAUCAAGACAAGCACCAGGUGGCCAGCAUACAGAAGAAAGAGGAGGAAAUAGAAUUGGAGAUUGAAGAGCUUCAAAUGAAGCUAAAGCAAUUAACUGAGCACAAGACAGAAUAUGAGAAGAAUUGCUACACACAUGAAAUAGAAGUUAAACAAGAAAAGAAUAGAUUGGUGUUAGUGCAAGAUUCAUUAACGUCUGUAGAACAACAAAUUGAAAAAGUAAAACUCCUAGCAGAAAGUGGAUUUUGAUAAAGCGGAGAGUGAUUUCUGAUAUUGAUAGAAAAGCACAUACAACAGCUGACUUUCUUGACGAAAAUAUGAGCCGCGUCACGACAAAACCAACAUAAUGGGUUUGCGACCAGCAUGGAUCCAGACCAGCCUGCGCAUCCGCGCAGUCUGAUCAGGAUCCAUGCUGUUCGCUUACAAACCCUAUAACAAGUAAAGAAACUGAAACAAACAAAAAAUAUUUUAUUUAAGGUAGGCAGAAGCAUAUGAGCAUGAUUUUACUUAUUAAUAUUUGAAAAUUGAUCAAAACUCUAGUAUAAAUUUUUCAUCUAAGUAGAGGUAUAGGAGUAAAAUGUUAUAGGAGCAAAGAUAAAAGUGUUCAAUUAUAAAAUUCUAUAUUUACAAAUUUUAUUGAUUCAUUGUAUUAUCAUUAUUCAUUGAUGUCAUGUGAUAAAUUUUUUCUAUUUGUUGAAUAAA
This is a messenger RNA of Ruditapes philippinarum (Manila clam), 1878 nucleotides long. RefSeq lists its product as uncharacterized. Gene Ontology annotation, biological process: multicellular organism development; proteasome-mediated ubiquitin-dependent protein catabolic process. The transcript is spliced from 8 exons. Gene Ontology annotation, cellular component: cytoplasm. NCBI's taxonomy places the organism in Eukaryota, Metazoa, Mollusca, Bivalvia, Venerida, Veneridae. Bases 154 to 1425 code for a protein of 423 amino acids. The record is from RefSeq and is a predicted model, not a curated record. Gene Ontology annotation, molecular function: ubiquitin conjugating enzyme binding; ubiquitin protein ligase activity.